GCGUUCCACCUUCCCCAGAGAGAGCAAGAACAGAGGAGGGAAGAAGAAUCCUCCUUGUCCUUGCGUUCCACCUUCCACAGUGAGAGCAAGAACAGAGGAGGGAAGAAGAAGAAGAAGAAGAAGAAGAAGGGGGGAACGGUCAUGGAGCAUGAGAUCGUGCCGAUCCGCUUCUACAAAGGGAUAAACUCCUACUGGAGGAGCAGGAGGUACCAAAAGAUAGACGCCCCCUCGUCGCCGCCGACGGGGAAGAAGCCCAAGAAGGCGACGUCGCGGCUCGGGUCGGGCAGCGGGCGGUGGUUCCUGCGGCUCCGGCGCCGGAUAAGCUUGAGCCGGUUUCGGAUCCGGAUCCCGUCGCCGUUGAAGAUCCUGACCCGGCUCCGGGACGCCUACGUCGACUGGAUGCUGUCGGCCGCCGGCAAAGCGCCGGCCUUGAGCGAGCCGGCCACGUGGACGAAGCGGAUUCCCAAGUCCCGGCCGGCGAAGACCCGGACGAGCGAGAUCGAGCGGCGGCUCAUGUUUGAGAUCUACAACUCCCUCGUCGUCGCCGGAGAGAUCAAACUGAAACAAGCCUGAUCAUCGAGAAGUAGCCUUCCGAUUCAAGCACUCCCCCACGUUGAGAAACAGCACCAACGUGGGUUCUAUUUUAUAGCUCUUGAACUUGUUUGUUUUUGUUGUACAUACACUUCGAUGA
Molecule: messenger RNA, 691 nt
Organism: Zingiber officinale
Lineage: Eukaryota; Viridiplantae; Streptophyta; Magnoliopsida; Zingiberales; Zingiberaceae
Exons: 1
Coding region: 142-573 (143 amino acids)
Source: RefSeq, a predicted model, not a curated record